Messenger RNA from Cetraspora pellucida, 154 nucleotides. Lineage: Eukaryota; Fungi; Glomeromycota; Glomeromycetes; Diversisporales; Gigasporaceae. The record is from the annotation of a GenBank genome assembly.
AACUAAACUGAAUCCUGUUUGUGUAAGGAAACUUAGUUAUGGCCUCAAAUUUGGAAAAUACUUUACAGCAAGGGAACAGAUAAACCUUGAAGCAAAUUUUGUAAGGAUGUCACUGGAUAUGUUGAGAUAUUUUUGUUAUGAAUGGGAACUCUAG